AUGCAGCGAACAUGUGAAGUUUCCUCUAAUAUACUACAAAACAAGAAGGGGACCAAAAGGCAACGUUUUUUCGUCUCGAAAACAUGGCUUUCGGUGAAGUUGUGUUUCAUCAUUCUCUUAUUCCAAGCCGUGACUUUCCCAGCCGCUGCUGCACAAAAUAUCACAGGCCUGCAGUUGCAUAUCCGUGAACAAGAUGUGGUGAUGGAUAAUGGGAUUCUCCAGGUGACGUUAUCAAAACCAGCGGGGAUGGUCACCGGAAUUCAAUAUAACGGCGUCGACAAUUUGCUUGAAAUUCUUAAUGAAGAUUCCAAUAGAGGGUAAGGCCUCUUCCUUCAAAUAAUGAAGAUUUCUUUAUAUGGAUCAGUAUUGGCUAUAGAAAAACUUAGGGAUGGGCACAGGUCGGGUUG
Molecule: messenger RNA, 407 nt
Organism: Prunus avium (sweet cherry)
Lineage: Eukaryota; Viridiplantae; Streptophyta; Magnoliopsida; Rosales; Rosaceae
Source: RefSeq, a predicted model, not a curated record